AACAGUUUCUGUUUUUCUAAACGAGAUCUCGGCAUGCUUUCGUUGACCUACCGCCACAGAUUUUCGCCGUCCAUUCGCCGCCUCUCAGCGAUCGACCGACAAUUCUCGCAAACGUCGUCGUCGUCCUCCUCCUCCUCGCUGCAGCUGAUUACUGCAUCGAAUAUCGACGCAGGUCGCCGGAAGGACUCCGUCUUUGGCUCCUACACGAGAUGGAUUUCGGUGAUCGCAGCUGGUUCGAGUUUGGGCUUGUUAUAUUGGUUUUCGAUUUCUGAAUCUGAUUCUGCUACAGGUUUUUUCAAGAAGCGGCUUCUGUCUUUCUGUGACAGCCCUUCGGCAGUCGCUGAGUCAACCGGUGAUGAUGACUCCCGUUCAAAGACCGGAUUUCAGAAGCUCUCUUUGCCUGAUUACAACUCAAAGUUCAUCUUUGGAGAUGCAUUUAGGAGAAAAGUUUUCUUUAAAUACGAGAAGCGGAUAAGACUGCGGAGUCCUCCAGAAAAGGUAUUUGAGUAUUUUGCAUCUUCUUGGACAGCAGAAGGAGAAUUACUCAUGCAACCUGCAGAUUUAAUGCGAGCAGUCAUUCCUGUCUUCCCCCCAUCUGAAUCCAAUGCGGUUAGAGAGGGAUAUUUGAUUGGGGAAAGGAGGCCUGGCCAGUUACAGUGUCCUCCUUCAAAAUUUUUUAUGCUCUUUGAUGUGAACAAUGAUGGACGUAUAUCUUUCAAAGAGUAUAUUUUCUUCGUUACUCUGCUCAGCAUUCCAGAAUCAAGCUUUUCAGUAGCAUUCAAAAUGUUUGAUACUGACAACAGUGGAGAGAUUGAUAAGGAAGAAUUUAAGAAAGUAAUGGCUUUCAUGCGAGCUUAUAACAGACAAGGAGCUGUCCACAAAGAUGGACUUCGCACUGGGUUAAAAGUUAGUGGUUCUGUGGACGAUGGAGGUCUGGUGGAGCUCUUUUUUGGAAAGGAUGGAAAGGCACGCCUCCAAUAUGAUAAAUUUAUUCAGUUCAUGAGAGAUUUACAGGAUGAAGUACUGAGAUUGGAGUUUGCUCAUUAUGACUGUAAAAACCAAGGAACCAUUUCAGCAAAGGAUUUUGCAUUAUCCAUGGUUGCUUCUGCUGAUAUGAGCCAUUUGGACAAGUUGAUCGAUCGGGUUGAAGAAUUAAACAACAAACCUCAUCUUAAGGAUAUUCGCAUUACCUUCGAGGAAUUCAAAAAUUUUGCUGAGCUACGUAGAAAAUUGCAGCCAUUUUCUUUGGCCCUUUUUAGUUAUGGGAAAGUAAAUGGCCAAUUGACCAAGGAGGACUUCCAACGAGCUGCAUUUCAUGUGUGUGGUGUAUCACUCACGGACAAUGUUGUUGAAAUCAUUUUUGAUGUCUUUGACUCCAAUCUUGAUGGGACUUUAAGUGCAGAUGAGUUUCUUAGAGUUAUGCACAAACGUAUAAAAGAUGUUACCCAGCCAGUGGAGUCAGGAAUUUCUGGAUUCUUACAUAACUGCUCCAUUGGGCGUUUCUUCUCUUAACUUUUUUCCAUGCCAUGGUCCCUGCUGUAUCCCGGAUGCUCUUGGUAUCUCUCUGGCAGUUCAAUCUACUUAUUUCUUCACCGUUCAGUACAGGUAUGUCUUCUUGAGUUAGAGCUGGAAAUACAAAACCAGGGUAUUUAUUAGCACGCAGUUUUGAUCUUUUGGCUGGAAAAUGAACAAUUAACUCCCUAAUUCACGUCGCUGUUAUCUCGUUGGGCAUAUGUACUUGCUGGCAACAAAAUGCAAACUUUCAUUUCUGGAACAAAGUCAUUCGGUGGCGGCCUUAUGUUGUGCUGACCCAAGAAUUGUACAGUUUUCUUCUCUUUAACUCAGUAUAUGUAAAUAUUUUCAGCAAAUAGUUCUUAGAAAAUUCACUUACUAUUAUGAACGAUAUAUAAAUGAAUGGAUGUCUUGCCAUCAUCCUUUUACCCAUUAAACUUUAUCCAGUGAA
Molecule: messenger RNA, 1963 nt
Organism: Rubroshorea leprosula
Lineage: Eukaryota; Viridiplantae; Streptophyta; Magnoliopsida; Malvales; Dipterocarpaceae
Source: the annotation of a GenBank genome assembly